Arachis duranensis is the source of this 2023-nucleotide messenger RNA. Its product is annotated as ketol-acid reductoisomerase, chloroplastic. Lineage: Eukaryota; Viridiplantae; Streptophyta; Magnoliopsida; Fabales; Fabaceae. The transcript is spliced from 9 exons. Gene Ontology annotation, biological process: L-valine biosynthetic process. Gene Ontology annotation, cellular component: chloroplast; mitochondrion. The record is from RefSeq and is a predicted model, not a curated record. Gene Ontology annotation, molecular function: ketol-acid reductoisomerase activity. The coding region runs from base 75 to 1748 and encodes 557 amino acids.
UCAACAGUAUAGAGACUAAGCUCAUUACAUCUCUCCGCUCUCUCGCACCUUUGCUCUUCUUACAAACUUUGUCAAUGGCUGCUGCUGCCGCUUCUUCAAACACCAUAGCACUAGCAGCAGCUAAGCCCUUAACCAAAGCCCCUACUCCAACCGUUUUCAACGGUCUCGCAUUCUCCGUUAACAACCUCACUCCAAGACCCCUCGCUGCUCGCCACGUCAACGGUGCUGCCCUCGCUGCUAAAAUGGUUUCGUCGGCGCCGGCGGUUUCUCUCCCUGCCUCGCUUGAUUUCAACACUUCUAUCUUCAAGAAGGAGAAGAUUAGCCUCGCUGGACACGAUGAGUACAUUGUGAAAGGAGGGAGAGAUUUGUUUCAUUUGUUGCCGGAUGCUUUCAAGGGGAUUAAGCAGAUUGGUGUUAUCGGAUGGGGUUCACAGGGACCUGCACAGGCCCAGAAUCUUCGGGACUCGCUCGCUGAAGCAAAGUCUGACAUAGUGGUUAAGAUUGGACUCAGGAAAGGUUCUAGUUCCUUUAAUGAAGCUCGGGCAGCUGGUUUCAGUGAGGAAAAUGGAACUCUAGGUGACAUAUGGGAUACUAUCUCAGGCAGUGAUCUUGUCUUGCUCUUAAUUUCAGAUGCUGCACAGGCAGAUAGUUAUGAAAAAAUAUUUUCGCACAUGAAGCCAGGCAGCAUACUUGGAUUGUCCCAUGGGUUUCUUCUUGGGCAUUUACAGUCACUGGGAAUUGAUUUUCCCAAGCACUUCAGUGUAAUUGCUGUAUGUCCAAAGGGGAUGGGUCCUUCAGUGAGGAGGCUCUAUGUUCAAGGCAAAGAGAUAACAUGGUCUGUUGCCCUUGGUUCUCCCUUCACAUUUGCGACUACAUUGGAGAUGGAAUACAGGAGUGACAUAUUUGGAGAGAGAGGCAUUUUACUCGGUGCUGUUCAUGGAAUUGUGGAGUCCUUGUUUAGGAGGUACACUGAAAAUGGAAUGAGUGAAGAUCUGGCUUAUAAGAACACUGUUGAGUCCAUAACAGGAAUCAUAUCUAAAAUCAUAUCAACUAAGGGCAUGUUGGCUGUAUACAAUUCUUUAUCUGAAGAUGAAAAAAGAGAAUUCGAGACGGCAUAUAGUGCUUCAUAUUAUCCCUGCAUGGAGAUUUUGUACGAGUGCUACGAGGAUGUAGCUAGUUGUAGCGAGAUUCGCAGUGUUGUUUUGGCUGGGCGUCGCUUUUAUGAGAAAGAGGGUCUACCUGCCUUUCCCAUGGGCAAAAUUGAUCAGACCCGCAUGUGGAAAGUUGGUCAGCGUGUCCGAUCUACAAGGCCAGCAGGUGAUCUAGGGCCAUUAUAUCCAUUUACUGCUGGUGUAUAUGUGGCAUUGAUGAUGGCUCAGAUUGAGAUCUUGAGGAAGAAAGGGCAUUCCUACUCUGAAAUCAUCAAUGAGAGUGUCAUUGAGUCUGUUGAUUCAUUGAACCCUUUCAUGCAUGCUCGUGGUGUAUCUUUCAUGGUUGAUAACUGUUCAACCACAGCAAGGUUGGGUUCAAGGAAAUGGGCUCCUAGAUUCGAUUACAUCCUAACCCAGCAGGCCUUGGUGGCAGUAGACAGUGGUGCGCCUACUAACCGGGACCUGAUCAGCAACUUCUUGUCAGAUCCAGUCCAUGGAGCCAUUGAAGUAUGUGCUGAACUGAGGCCUACCGUGGAUAUUUCAGUCCCACCAGAUGCGGAUUUUGUCCGUCCUGAGUUGCGCCAGUCUGGAAACUAGAACAUCAAGCAGUUGAUGCUUUUUCUUGAGCUGAUUCAAUUUCGGAAUGCUCAGAAUAGCCUGUAUGCUAGUAGUGAGUGGAUUUUGUUUGAGUUCUAGUAUGGAACAUCUGUAUUAAUUCUCUCUAGUUUUAAAGAUUUUGCGGAUGAGGAAUGUUGCGUAUUAGGUAAUAUCGUACUAUAAAUGAGCUGAUCAGUUAUGUUUACAAGUAUGUGGAGUGUUAUUUGUGGGUAUCAUGGCAUCAGUCCAAUAAAAUUUCUUAGAGCUUUAUUCCA